GCCGAUCCGGAAGCGGAGUUUGAAGCACGACGAAACCCGAAGUUGCAAGGCCCUCCCCGCCAACCAGAACAUCCUCCAGGCAUAUUCCACAAACAGUCCUUUCAAUCAUGUCUUUCGCCGGCAGACGCAGAGGGAACAAGGUCAAGAAGGGUGUCCAGUUCACCGUCAUGGUUGUCGGUGCCUCUGGUACUGGACGCACCACCUUCGUGAACACCCUUUGCGAGUCGGAGGUAUUGACACACAAGGUUUGCGAUAGCCCUGAGACUGCUCAUGUUGAGGAAGGCAUCAGGAUCAAGCCUGUGAACGUCGAGUUGGAGGAGGAUGGUGUCCGUAUUGCGCUCACCAUUGUUGAUACCCCUGGGUUUGGUGACAACAUUGAUAAUGAGUUCGCGUUCCAAGAGAUUGUCGGUUACCUCGAACGCCAAUACGAUGAUAUUCUCGCAGAGGAGUCUCGUAUCAAGCGUAACCCUCGAUUCCGCGAUAACCGAGUCCACGCUCUUCUCUACUUCAUCUCUCCAACUGGGCACGCGCUGAGAGAAAUGGACAUUGAGCUCAUGCGUCGUCUUUCUCCUCGUGUCAAUGUUAUCCCCGUCAUUGGCAAGGCCGAUUCAUUGACUCCAAGUGAGCUCCGAGGCUUCAAGAAGAGGAUCAUGGAGGAUAUUGAGUACUACGAUAUCCCGGUCUACAACUUCCCUUAUGAUGUCGAGGAGGAUGACGAGGAUACUAUUCAGGACAACAGUGAACUUCGUGGCAUGAUGCCCUUCUCUAUUGUCGGAUCCGAGGAGGAAGUUGAGAUUGAUGGCGAGGCAGUUCGGGCUAGGAUCUACCCAUGGGGUAUUGUUGAGAUCGACAACCCCAAGCACACCGAUUUCAGUCGUUUGCGGGGCGCUCUGCUCAACACUCACUUGUCCGAUUUGAAGGCGCUCACUCACGAUGUCUUGUACGAAACUUACCGUACUGAGAAGCUUUCCAGGACAGUACACUCAGAGACCCAGUAUGUCGGUUUUCCGUCCAUCCUUCGUUCCACACGCUUACAGUGUUUUCUCAGGGAUUCUUCCAUUCUCCCCGAGGAACUCGCUUCCCAGAGCGUGCGCCUCAAGGAGGAGCAGCUCCGCAGGGAGGAGGAGAAGUUGCGCGAGAUCGAGUUGCGCGUGCAACGCGAGAUCAACGAGAAGAGACAAGAACUGCUUGCGAAGGAAGAGUCUCUCAGGAAUCUGGAGAGCCGACUCGCAGCUCAAGGCUCUCAGUCAGAGUUCCGCGAGUGAGACUCUCACCCAAAAGCUCUUCUAUAUCCACGCUGGGAUGCCAAGAUACCCCCAAACGUUCGACAGAUGCUUUUCGAGAACUUUUGGUGUUCUGCUACACAUUGCGCCUUCCUUCUUUUUGGGCUUUGAACCGGAUAAUUGUUCGUUAUCACUUUUUUUCUCCCUCUCUAUCAAGCUCGUCCACGAGAACAAGUCUGUGCGGGUCCUCAUCAACUUCGGACGUUCUAGCGCUCUUUUGAAAAUGGAUGUUCUGUUCUGUGAUUUCCGCUUGUUUCCAGUCUGUAUAGACUCGCCUGCCGUUCUUUUGGUUCUUUUCCCAUACCUUAUGUCCGAGUAGUGAUUUUGUGGGAAGGAUAUAUCUGUCCUUGCCAGCAAACCCUGUGUGAGAGUGACAUUGAUUGGCAAUGAAUUGACAGAUGAGGAUCAAAGUUAGACGAUACGGCGAUACGGCCUGAUAGACUGGGAGGAUAAUUGGGAAUAACUUUUUUUGCAGAGAACUAGAUCGCAAGAAGGCUUGAGAAAGCGAAUUCUCUUCAUCCGACCGCGAUCGCUCUGGUCAAGCAUGUCGCAAUGAAAGUGCGGAAGGGCGUCAAGCAACAGGUUCAGUAGCUAAAGUAGUUUGCAUGCAGCCUUCAAUAGUGUAAGAAGGGGCUUGUAACCCCGUUGCAGCGACAUUAGAAUGAAAGGAAACACAGUCUUAAACGUCGAUCAGUGUUUGGGCA
Somion occarium is the source of this 1987-nucleotide messenger RNA. NCBI's taxonomy places the organism in Eukaryota, Fungi, Basidiomycota, Agaricomycetes, Polyporales, Cerrenaceae. The record is from the annotation of a GenBank genome assembly.